GCAGUUGAGGAGCCUCGUACAUGGCUUUACGAAGGUCCAAGGACCGUCUCCUCCUAUGACUCAGGUCUGACAUGGUGGAGGUAGGAAGACUCCGGCUAACAGCAUUGGCAUUUUCAUCAUUCCCUGCCUGUUCUCCGUCCCGGAACAGCCCCUCGACACCUUCAGAUAUCUCCUCCAGAUCAUCCAUCCAAUUCUCAUGCACGCUCCUGUUUCCCUUUAUUCUCAAAGCAUGGGUCUCAAGUAGACGUUCGGUCGCAUUUUCUGGAUCGAGGAUGGUAGAUAAGCUGGACUGCGUAGAUAUAGAGGUCUGGAGUAACGCAUUGGACAUCUCGAGGGCAUGCACGCUGCGUUCCAGUAACGAGUCGAGAUAUGGAUCAGACACGGAGUGUGCCUUUUUGCGGGAAUGAAGCCGUCGAGCACGCUUUGGCGAAGCUUGGAGCGAGGAGGAAUGUGCUUGCGGCACGUAAAGGACGUUUGCCUCGCUUUCGUCUGUGUCUGCGUCGCCUUCCUCUGCACUGUCUGGAUAGUCUGGUGGCCUGUCCGACGGUGGGUCCUCGGUGGUUGCAGAAGACGGCUGUCGGGUGCUCCACGCACUGGAGGCAGGAAAAGAAUACUCAGGAAGAGUCUGUAUUGUGUCUGAAGAAAGUGUGAGUGCAGAAAAGCGUUUUCUGUGAGUGCGACGGGGAUGAUAAUGAGCGUAAUUCAUGAUUUGGGUAAUUGGUGGAUAAAAGGCGCGAUAGCGCUCGAGUCAACGGCGGAACCGCCUGAGAAAGGUAACAGUUAUAGACAAGGAAGAGAUCGCAGUGCAAAAGCAAGAAGC
Serpula lacrymans var. lacrymans S7.9 is the source of this 820-nucleotide messenger RNA. RefSeq lists its product as uncharacterized. The transcript has a single exon. The record is from RefSeq and is a predicted model, not a curated record. NCBI's taxonomy places the organism in Eukaryota, Fungi, Basidiomycota, Agaricomycetes, Boletales, Serpulaceae. The coding region runs from base 72 to 407 and encodes 111 amino acids.